AUGAAAGAUAUGGAUAUAUCACAUUGCUGGAGCAUUGCAGCGCCCUACUACUUCAAUCAUGUUUGGAGAUGCAACUUCAAGUCUCCUCUUGGUGUGUUCAAGAACUAUCACUUGAAAAUUGGAGAAUGCAUCAUCCAAACUGAUCUUACUGUCAUGGAGAUGGAAGAAGAGAAGGAUCUACCUCUGCUAUUGGGAACCCCAUUCCUUAGCACAGUUGGCGCUUCAAUAGACUUUCACAAGCAAGAAGUGAUUCUUCACAAGGAAGCUCUCAAAAGAAGGGGAGGAUGCAGCCUCAAAGGCACUUGUGGGAGAGAAAAGAAAGAACCCACCAGCUCAGGUUUCCUCAACAAGCCAUCUCAGCUCACAAUGACCUUGUUCCCCACCAAGUUUGAAAAUGGGAAGAUUGAGUACAAGAUAAGGUACAAGGGGAGAUCAAGACCAUUCUCUAGAGCCAAGGCCUUGGUCACUUCAGAGCAGUCCAGGGAUCCAACCAAGCUAAAGGAGCUUCUGUCUCAAGUCCUCACUAUCACCCUUGAUGGUGGGACUAGCUCAACCAAUGCCUAA
Microthlaspi erraticum is the source of this 564-nucleotide messenger RNA. NCBI's taxonomy places the organism in Eukaryota, Viridiplantae, Streptophyta, Magnoliopsida, Brassicales, Brassicaceae. The record is from the annotation of a GenBank genome assembly.